AUGGAGUCAAUAAAUGAGCAAGCUGUUAAGCCAAAAUAUCUUGAAGGAAAGGAGGUUACAGGAAAUAUGCGUGCUAUUCUUAUUGACUGGCUUGUACAAGUCCAAAUUAAGUUCAGGCUGCUUCAGGAGACCAUGUACAUGACCGUUGCGAUUAUUGAUCGCUUUCUUCAGGAGCAUCCAGUUCCUAAGAAGCAGCUCCAGCUUGUUGGUGUAACAGCCAUGUUCAUUGCCUCAAAGUAUGAAGAGAUGUACCCACCAGAGAUUGCAGACUUUGCUUUUGUGACUGACCGUGCCUAUACUACUGGUCAGAUCCGGGAGAUGGAGAUGAAAAUCCUCAGAGUCCUCGACUUCAGUUUUGGGAGGCCUCUGCCACUACAAUUCCUUAGAAGAGCCUCCAAGAUUGGAGAUGUUACUGCAGAGCAUCACACACUGGCCAAGUACUUCCUGGAGCUCACCAUGGUUGACUAUGAAAUGGUCCACUUUCCUCCCUCCCAGAUCGCUAGCGCAGCUUAUGCCCUCACUCUGAAGGUCUUCAACUGUGGUGACUGGACCCCUACUCUUCAACAUUAUAUGGGCUACACUGAAGAUUCACUGGUUCCUGCGAUGCAGCAAAUUGCCAGAAAUGUUGAGAGAGUCAAUGAGGGGCUUGCAAAGCACCAGGCUGUGAAGAACAAGUACUCCAGUCAGAAGCAGAUGAGAAUUGCUUCAAUUUCUCAGCUUAAGUCAUCCUUGAUCAAGGACCUGGCCAAGCAGAUCUCGUAGUGUGGGAUUGUUAAAGACUUAAGCACCGUGUGCUGCCUUGUAAAGAGAAACUAACUUAUGCAUGCUUUUUACUGUUGCUACUUUUAUUGUUUUUUUUGUUUUUUACAGAUUUUUAUCUGCACUGCCAUGUACUGAGUUAAGGUGAUUGAUGGUUCAAAGUGUUAAUGCAACCUUGUACAUUUUGUUUUGAAAUAAACAUUUUAAGGCUCAA
Messenger RNA from Sinocyclocheilus grahami, 973 nucleotides. Its product is annotated as G2/mitotic-specific cyclin-B1-like. Gene Ontology annotation, biological process: mitotic cell cycle phase transition. Gene Ontology annotation, molecular function: cyclin-dependent protein serine/threonine kinase regulator activity. The coding region runs from base 1 to 762 and encodes 253 amino acids. The transcript is spliced from 6 exons. NCBI's taxonomy places the organism in Eukaryota, Metazoa, Chordata, Actinopteri, Cypriniformes, Cyprinidae. The record is from RefSeq and is a predicted model, not a curated record.